AUGGCUGCCCCUACUCAACAAAUCAAUGAUCGUCGUUUUGAAAAGUGGUGGAAAGAUACUGGUCUAUGCAAGCUGUUAGCAUGGCAGGCUACUAUCCUUGUAUCGCAAAUGACCACUGGCUAUGAUGAAAGUGUGGUCGGAAGUUUCCAGUCCAUGACGCCUUGGGUUAAAGAUAUGGGUCACCCUGAUGCUUCACGAAUCGGGCUCAUUACAGCCAUUGUAUUCGUCCGUGGGUUUGUGGGUGCUUUUAUAGCUUCGCCUACUGCCGACUAUUUCGGACGGAGAGUAGGAAUGUUGGUUGGUGCAAGCAUUACGUUUAUCGGUACGGUCAUUCAGACCGCAGCACAAAAUUCCAAUAUGUUUAUUGGUGGUCGGUUUUUCAUCGGUCUUGGAAUCAGUUUCACCUGCGUUGCUGGUCCAUCGUUGUUGUUCGAGCUAGCUCGCCCGUCCAUGCGCGGUAUAAUAUCCUCUUUGUUCAACGUACUUUGGUAUGUCGGGUCCAUCAUCGCCGCAUGGACAACCUUUGGGACCGGUUAUAUGUCUACCAGCUGGUCGUGGCGGAUUCCAUCCCUCAUUCAGGGUAUUCCAGCCCUUUUAGUGAUUAUUUCGGUCCUUGUUGGGCUGCCCGAGUCUCCUCGCUGGCUUUGCGCAAGCGGCAGAGUAGAAGAGGCCCAGAUCUUGGUUGCAAAAUAUCACAGCAACGGUGAUUUGCACUCCAAACUUGUCAUUCGAGAAAUGGAAGAGAUACAGUUGACACUGGAGGCUUCAAGGGGUGUAAAAUCCUGUGGUCAAAAUAGUUGGUCGAGCCUUUACCGUUCGCCAGCCAACAGGAACCGCAUUGCUUUGGUUGCUACAGUAGCUUUAUUGACGCUUUGGAAUGGCCAGGGAGUGAUCUCAUACUAUUUCAGUCCUAUCUUGACCAGUAUCGGCAUCACCUCUACACCACAGCAGACUGGUAUCAAUGGUGGCCUACAGAUAUGGAAUUUGCUUUCUUCUUUGGCAGGCGCUUUGCUGGCAGAUAAAAUAGGCCGACGAACUCUCUGGCUUACCUCAUUUAUCGGCAUGAUUUUCGCCAACGUGCCUCUCACUAUAUCUUCAGCCAUAUACUCCAAGAGAGGAUACAAGGGAGCCUCCUAUGCUGUUGUCGUGUUUCUAUUUCUCUACGAUGCCUUCUUCAACUUGGCCAACAAUCCGCUUCUGUAUUGUUACCCAACAGAAAUUUUGCCAUUUUCGAUUCGUGCUAAAGGACUGAGUAUUCAGGUAGCUGUGUCGCAGGCAGCAUUGACCAUUAAUCAAUAUGUAAACCCGAUUGCACUGGAUCGGAUUGGAUUUUACUAUUACAUCUUUUAUCUUGCCCUGCUUAUUGCCGGGACUCUCAUCAUAUUUACUUUCUUUCCCGAAACGAAAGGUAAGACUGAAAUUGAACUAGCUGCACUAUUUGACGGUUCUGGAUACGAUCGUGGAGAUGGCAUAACGCUUAAUGGUCUGGAGGUUGGAUCCGAUACUCAUACAAUGGUCUGUGAUAAAGGCCAAGUGGCUACCAAACAGGAAGGGUGA
Penicillium angulare is the source of this 1557-nucleotide messenger RNA. RefSeq lists its product as uncharacterized. Gene Ontology annotation, molecular function: carbohydrate:proton symporter activity. Gene Ontology annotation, biological process: carbohydrate transport; transmembrane transport. Gene Ontology annotation, cellular component: membrane. Bases 1 to 1557 code for a protein of 518 amino acids. Lineage: Eukaryota; Fungi; Ascomycota; Eurotiomycetes; Eurotiales; Aspergillaceae. The record is from RefSeq and is a predicted model, not a curated record. The transcript has 4 exons.